ACAUUCACACCUUUGCCUAACUGUGACACCAUAAGGUCUGUUUUAAUUCAUCAACUGUUGAUUAUUUGGGUGAGCUUACUAGCACCGUCCCCAUCCCCAACAGGUGUUAGCGAGAGGAUGUGUCCCCCAAGAGGCCGUACUGGCAUUGGUGGUCACCUGUGCACCUGUAGGAAAGGUUGACGGAAAACUUAAGUCAGUUACAAAGGAGAUUUCAAUCACGAAGGGUCUCGUAACUCAGAUACUCUGAGCUCUAUUGACUAUAUAAGGAUAUACAGCUAUCUCUUUGAAGUGACGACGACUAUUCCUUUCGACAUGUAAUCUCCGUUUAACCCCAGCCAGGAAGAAGCAUUCCUUCAUCGCAGUCUCUCACUCUACACGUACUUCGCCUUCGUCCCAGGAUGAUAUCGGUGGGUCUGUAAAACUUAGGGGGAGUUUUGUUUGUCAAUCCGAAAUCAUUUGGAGGGAUAAUGCUUUCCCAUAUUAAAAUGCCUUCCAAUUACCAUCACUUACUUUUUAGUAUUUUAAUUUAAGCAUCUGUUUUUCAUACCUUGCAUAUUUGUAAUACGAGGUUUCGUACCCUUCCAGGGAUAUCAUGAAUUAUGUACUACGUGGACGUCAGUUUGGACUGUUGGUAUAUAUAUAUAUAUAUUUAGAUUUUCCAAGGUAUGCAACUUGCCAAGUGUUAUACGUUCUGCACAUGCUCAUAAUUAAAUUUAGAUAUAUGCAUACGAUAAUUGUGUAGUGUUUAAUUAGGCAUUUGGUAAUACUUUAAGGUAUUUUGGAAGUGGCUGAAUUACUGCGGCUCCCCCAAGCUUCACGAUGAUCAACUUUGUGUAUUAGCUGCCGCAUCAGCACCUGGAUGAUAGGACAGUUCGCAAUUACAAUAAAUUACUUAAUUUUUCUUAACAUUUCAAUUAACCUUAUCAAUUUCCCGGUGUAUGAAUAAAAAUUCAGUGCAUGGCGACCGUGACAGGAUUAGGCAUUAUAGGUUACGUGCGUGACAUAGGACGUGAAUUGCGGUGAAUUGGAGGUUUCUUCCUGGAGUUUUUUUUCACUUACAAUAUUUUAGAAUCCCUCUUAUUGCAGGUUUCUUUAAAGUUCAGUGUGUCAUUUUUGCGAAUUCGUAGCUAAUGUUUAUCACUUGGUGAUUUAUUUAAGAGUUCAGUGUAAACUAUUUUUCGAUUCGUAGUUUGAUGUUUAUCUCUUUGCAAAAUAAUUUAGUAUUUGAGUGCCCCUAAUUUUCGCGUUGCUUUGAAAGUUUUUGCUUAGUAAUAACUUUGUUGCAUAUACUAAGUAUCGUUUACCAUUUUUUGAAAUUUUCGCUGUGUAUUGCAGUAAUUAUACUUAUAUUGGUGUUUGUAUGUUUAUUUGUCUUCAUAAUGGCUGAAUUGGUAGUGCUAAUUGGUCAGUGUAAGAUUAUUAGGAAAAAGGUUACAGAAUGUGCCAACCGUUCUUCAUAGUACCUUUCAUUAGAUAACACGGCAAAAGUAUCUGAGCUGGGUGUUUUCUUGGAGUAUAGGAAGAGAUUAAGUGACUUGGAUUUUAAAAUACAGACUCUAAAAUUUUCAGGGGAAUUUAGAGACGAGGAUUUGGAGGCUGAGCUCUCUGCAUGUCAGUCGUACUAUGAUAAAAUUUCAGGUAUUGUGCCUUUGUUGGAUGUUAGUGUCAAUGCUGGAAGCCCUCCACUUUCAUCAACUACUGAUAUUGCUAGGAGCCUUUUGAGGCAACCCACUGCACCUCUACCAAAAUUCCAAAGUAAGGAAGGUGAAGAUUUUUUGAAAUUCAUUCGAGAAUUUGAAACCACGACCCAGAGUUUUAACUAUCCAGACAGGGACUUGCUCUUACUUUUGAAGCAACAAGUAGAAGGUAGGGCUAAAUGUUUACUUGGUUCAUUGGAGGCCGACAAAGAAAGUUACAAAGAUGCCAAAGACUUAAUGAUUCAGGCUUUUGCCUCGACUGAAUUACGAAAGUCGGCUGUAAUUAAGAAAUUGACCUGUCUACAUCUCAAAGAAGGAGACGACCCCUUUGUUUUCUUAUCAGAACUUAGGACUAUAGUCGAAAAUUUAAAAUAUUUAAAUAUUGAUGUUGAUGAGGUUGUUAGAUAUUUCGUUUGGUCUGCACUCAAUGAUAGAUUUAAGUAUCAUAUGGUUCAUAUCACUAAUGUGACUCAUCCAUCACUUAAGCAAAUCAUAGAUAAUUUCUUUACAGCAUGUGAAAGGUAUGAACAGGGUCAGACGAAAGGUAAAUUAUUGGUCAGGGAUAAAGUUGUAGCUCAUUCAAAGCCAUUCCUGGAAAAGACUAAUACAAUGGCUGUUAAAACUAAGACAGUUCCGACCAAAGCUUGUAAUUUUUGUACUAAGGCCGGUAUUUCUGACGGUGAUCACUUAAAUUAUAAGUGUACUAAGUAUGCCACCCCUUCUGCCAAAAUUGAUUUAUUAAAAUUGCAUAAAGGUUGUGUAAAAUGUGGUAAUUUUAAUCAUGCCACUAAAGCAUGUAAAUUCAGAUUUCGAAGACCUUGUUCACAUUGUUCACAGUGUCAUAUGGAGUAUCUUUGUUGGAACCUUAGUCCUGAUAUGAUUAAUAGUAAAGCAGUGUCUUCCAAGGAAGCAAGCAGCGGGAUAGCAGUAUUACUAAAUGUUGCCACAGGUUCAGUUCUCCCUACUUUUACAUUUUGUAUAAAUGGUCAUGAUAGGCUUUACAGGGGUCUUAAAGAUUCAGGAUCACAAAACUUUUAUAUCUAGCAAGUUAGCUUCCUUUUACAAUUUCAAGUCUUUGGCUACUAAAGUAAAACUGACUGUGAAAGGGUUUAAUGGUCAAAAGGAAUAUUCUACUAGCCUUGUUGAAGUUCCUAUUAAACUGGGGAAUGAAACCUUUGCUAUUUCUGCUCUAGUUGUACCCUCUAUAAACUUGCAAUUGAGUUUACCUGGUCAGGUAGUUAGUAUAAUGCAGAGUAAAAAUUUUGUAUUUGCUGACAAGCUUUUAUCAACCAAUUCUCGGAGCAUUGAUGAUGUUCAGCUUUUGUUAGGAGUAGAAUUUUCACAUUGUCUUUUGGGAAGAGACAUAGUGAUAGGGAGUCCUAAUUCGUCUGUGUAUAUUGAGACUUCUUUAGGAAUAAUGCUUAUAGGGAAUGUUGAUAGGUUCCUAAUUAAUCUUAAUUCACUAAAAGAUAAUGAAAGUUUGGCCUCGAAACCAUUGAGGGGCGAAAAUUCUAAUACUGAACACGGUACAUAUUACACUUUCCCUAGCCAUUCUUAUUUUCUAGCUACUAGUGUAUCAGUGAAUGAAGAAUUUUACGAACUCGAUGACAUUACAACAAAUUGUUCUUUUACUGUGCUUUCAGAUAGAGGGACUAUUAUUGAUAGGAAACUGCAAGAAGCAACUGAUCAAAUUUUGAAUAUGGAGAGCCAAUUUUAUUUGAACUAUGAUCAGAAAGUUUACAGUGAUGAAUCUAAUCGGCUCGAUGAUUCUCUCGUGGACUACAUUUUCAGAAAUUUGCACGCGAAAGGUGAUGGACGCAUAGUUGUUCCCCUGUUAUGGAAUGGGAAGGUAUCGCACCUUCUUUCGAGAAACGAGUCUCUUUCCAAGGCUGUUCUUCAAUCAAAUUUGAUAAAAUUACUUCGUAAGAAAGGUUCCUUGCAGUUGGUAGAUAACUGCAUAAAGGAGCAAUUGAAGGAGGGUAUUAUUGAGCCUAUUUUGGACUUGGAGGUAUUUAAGGCUGAAUAUCCUAACUACUCCUUCUUACCUCAUAUGCCAGUCUUUAAGCCAGAAAGGGAAACUACAAAGUGUCGCAUAGUAUUUCUUUCUAAUUUGCAGGAAUCCUCUAAGAGACUGUCACUGUCACAUAAUCAAUGUAUGUAUGCUGGGCCUAACUUAAAUCAAAAGCUCUCCUCUGCAUUUCUUAAUAUUAGGUUUGAUGAAAAAAUUUUGAUUUUUGAUUUGAAGAAAGCUUUUAAUAUGUUGGCUUUGAGUGAAAUUGAUCAGUCAAGGCUAUUAUUUUUUGGUUUCGGAAUGUCACCACAGGUGAUUGCACCCCAGUUGCUUAUAAAAAUGUCAGGCUUUCAUUUGGACUUCGGUGUAGCCCAUUUCUUUUGAUGGCUUCAUUGUAUUAUAUGUUAAUCUUGACUUUCAGUAAUGAUUCAAGAAUCGAUGAACUCAAGAAACUUAUAUAUGCUUUAAUAUAUAUGGAUAAUGGUGCUGUCACAAUGAACAACUCUGAUGACUUGAGGUGGGCCUACGAGCAGUUAGCUGGCAUAUUCAAACCUUUUAAAUUUGAAAUUCAGCAACUGGUGACUAAUGACAUUGAUCUGCAGUCUGACAUAGAUCGGUCAGAAGUUCUUACCCCGAAAGUCAACAAAUUGUUUGGGCUUGAAUGGAAUAGACUUUCGGAUGAUAUUUUCACUAGGCCAAUUUCCCUUGACCUAGAAGCUAACACCAAAAGAUUAAUUCUUAGGUCAAUUGCCACUCAGUUCGAUAUAUUUGGUUUCAACUUGCCUUUAUUUAACCGAUGUAGGCUUUAUAUGCUUAACUUGCAAUGUCAAAAGGGUUUGAACUGGGACCAGCCUCUUAAUAGUCAACAGCUUAAAGACUGGAGGAAUAUCUGUAGACAGUGUAAUUCAUCGCCCCCUCUUAAAGUAACUCGUUUUGUGGGUCGAAGGGAUGGUGAGUAUCAAAUAAUUGUUUUUACUGAUGCCAGUUGUGACAUAUAUGGGUGUGUAAUUUAUUUAUUGAAUGUUGAGUCUGGCAACCUUUAUUAAUGCUAAAUAUCGGUUGGUUAAUACCCAAUUGAAAGGUAAAUCCAUACCAUCUUUAGAGAUCCACGCCAUUAAUCUAGGAGUCGAACAAUCUGUUGGUCUUUAUUUGGAUCUUGCUGGUCCCAAUUGUAUAAAACCUUUAAAGGUGACAAAGAUUUGUCUAUUUUCAGAUUCUUCUUGUGCCCUGCAGUGGUUAAUAAGUUCUUCGCUUCAACUAAAGAAAAUGAACCAAUGUUCUACUUUUGUAUUGAACAGAAUUUACAGUAUACAAAAACUGUGUGAAACAUAUCCUGUUCAUUUUGGGUUUAUUAAUGGCAAGGAGAAUCCUGCUGAUAUGGUAACCAGGUGCACAUCUUAUAAAUUGUUAAUGAAGUCUUGUUUCCUUUCAGGCCCGGACCUGAGUAAUAUUAGGGCGCAAGCCAUGCAGUUCACUAUUCCUCAAGCAGGUUAUCUUUCUGGAAAUUUCAUGAAUCUUUCUAAUAUUCCUUUAGUUAAGAGAAAUUACUUGGUGAACAUUUCUGAUUUUUCUGACUUCCGAAGACUUGUUUUGCUGUACCGUCGGUGCAUAAUAUGCAUACACAAAUGGAAAGCUAAAGUGAGAAGACAAGUACAAGAAGAUAAUAAUUUUUUUGCUUUAGCUCUUGUACAUUUGAGUUUGACCAAUCAACAAAAUCACUUUGCUGAUGUUUUGGAGCAUUUUUCUAAAGGUUUUUCUGCAGCAAAGGAUAUACCAGGUAUAGUUUCUCAGUUUAACUUGUUUGUCGAUAACAAUGGCAUUUUGAGAGUGAAGAGCAAAUUAAAGAGAGAGAAAAAAAUUCUUAUUCUAUUAUCUAGAGACAGUCAUUUAACGAAGUUAAUUAUAUUGGAUAUUCAUCACAAAUUAGCUCAUUCUGGGUGCUAUGCUGUUCUUUCUGAAUUAAGAAGACAUUAUUUUAUUCCUAGAAAUUUUCAGUGGUUAAAAAGAUUCUGAGGCAAUGUGUUCACUGCAAGAGAUUUAAUGCACGCCCUGUCAAUUUAAAUCAGAAUUGUUACAAGGAAUUCAGGGAAGACCCACCAGCUGUGCCUUUCGUCAAUAUUUUCGUAGAUUAUAUAGGGCCUUUUACAGUUAAACUGGAGAAGGAAAAGGGUAAGGUAUGGCUAUUAUGUUUUACUUGCACUUGGUCUCGUGCAAUUAAUUAAAAAAUUUGUAGAACACUCAGUGUGCCAGAUUUUCUUAGGGCAUUUUCUCUUCAUUGCUUCGAGUUUGGCAUUCCACAGUUAUGCAUUAGUGACUUAGGGUCACAAAUAGUUGCAGGAGCUAAUGUCAUAUCUUCAUUUUUGAAUGACCCCCACAGACAGUUGUAUUUUGAGGAGCGUGGUGUUAAACCCUUAACUUUUCAACAAUAUUUCAAAGGAUGUAGUCAGUUGGGCUCCCUUGUCGAGAUUUGUGACAAGCUAACAAAGCGACUUCUCUAUGGGUUAUCAAGAACAAUAUUCUCUCCUACUUUGAUUUUGAGUUUACUGUAUGUCAUGUUGUCUGCUUGGUAAAUCGACGAUCAAUAUCUUUUAAAGAGGCUCUUGGGGAUAGUGCAGCAGAAGACCCUCCUGAACCAAUAACACCCGAAAUGUUAAUUAGGGGGUAUGAGCUUUCCUCACUCAAUGUCAUUCCAGAUUUACAACCUUUACCCAAAGAUGAAGAAUUUGUCCCUUGUGGAGCUACUAAUAAAUUUGAACCACUGUCUAGGAUUAGGAGUAAACUUAUAGAUAUUUACCAUCAUGAGUUUAUGCAAACACUUUUAAGCCAAGCAGUUGAUAGGAAGGGUAGAUAUUGCCCGGUGACUCAUCAUCCUCUAAAAGUAGGUGACAUUGUUUUGAUCAAGGAAGAUAAUACUAAGAUUAACAAUUAUCCUUUAGGUCGGAUAAAGGAAACUAUUACGAAUGAUCUUGGGGAGACUACAUAUGCUGUAGUAUUUAAAGGCCGUACCAGACAAAUUUGUAAACUCCACGUUAAUAAACUAAUACCUUAUCUUUCCUUAGAUGAUGAAGACUCAAAGUCCAGUGAUUUGCAAAACUUAGACAAAUCAUCACCAGCUUCUGAGAGGCCUAAAAGAAAGGCUGCUGUGGAAAGCCGGAGAAAAACCUCUGAAAUGUUGAAUUUAUAAACUUUGAUCAAUUUAAUUUUUGUAUGCAUUGUAUAUAUAUUUUUAUGUAUUUGGCAAAAUUCGUUCCCCUGCAGUGUACUAAAAUUCCAUAUGGAAUUUGUAUUUUUUUUAUUAUUUGUUUAAUUAGCAUGGUCACUGGAAGACAGUUAACGUAGUUUUCAAAUAUUUAACUACACCCUUGGUUGUUAACAGCUCACUGCCUUCCAGCGGCUGUUCUGGUUCUGUCCUAACCAACCACUAAUGAUUUUGCUUUCUUCCUGAGGUUGACUGAAACUUAAGUCGGUUACAAAGGAGAUUUCAAUCACGAAGGGUCUCGUAACUCAGAUACUCUGAGCUCUAUUGACUAUAUAAGGAUAUACAGCUAUUUCUUUGAAG
This is a messenger RNA of Macrobrachium nipponense, 7267 nucleotides long. RefSeq lists its product as uncharacterized. The record is from RefSeq and is a predicted model, not a curated record. The transcript is spliced from 2 exons. Lineage: Eukaryota; Metazoa; Arthropoda; Malacostraca; Decapoda; Palaemonidae. Bases 2680 to 4092 code for a protein of 470 amino acids.